Molecule: messenger RNA, 3357 nt
Organism: Conger conger (European conger)
Lineage: Eukaryota; Metazoa; Chordata; Actinopteri; Anguilliformes; Congridae
Product: WD repeat-containing protein 20-like
Exons: 4
Coding region: 37-1857 (606 amino acids)
Molecular function (GO): protein binding
Source: RefSeq, a predicted model, not a curated record
GCCCUGUGAGUAAGAUCCGGGCUCAGGGCAGGAUGAAUGCUAAUUUCCAAGAUGGCGGCGGAGGGAGGAGGGAAGGAGAUGAACGAAAUUAAAACUCAGUUCACCACUCGGGAAGGCGUCUAUAAACUCCUCACUCACUCCGAAUACAGCCGCCCCAACAGGGUGCCUUUCAAUUCCCAGGGCUCCAACCCGGUGAAAGUUUCCUUCGUCAACGUCAACGACCAGUCUGGCAACGGCGACAGAAUUUGUUUCAAUGUGGGCCGGGAGCUAUACUUUUAUAUCUACAAAGGCGUCAGAAAGGCUGCUGACCUGAGCAAGCCCAUUGACAAAAGGAUAUACAAGGGAACGCAGCCCACCUGCCAUGACUUCAAUCACCUGACGGCCACGGCCGAGAGUGUGUCCCUGCUGGUGGGCUUCUCGGCCGGCCAGGUGCAGCUCAUCGACCCCAUCAAGAAGGAGACCAGCAAGCUCUUCAAUGAAGAGAGGCUAAUAGACAAGUCGCGGGUCACCUGCGUGAAAUGGGUCCCGGGCUCGGAGAGCCUCUUCCUCGUAGCGCAUUCCAGCGGUAACAUGUACCUGUACAACGUGGAGCACGCGUGCGGCACCGCGGCUCCGCACUACCAGCUGCUCAAGCAGGGGGAGAACUACUCAGUGCACACGUGCAAGAGCAAGUCCACACGCAACCCCCUGCUCAAAUGGACGGUGGGCGAGGGGGCGCUGAAUGAGUUUGCCUUCUCGCCCGACGGAAAGUUCCUGGCGUGUGUGAGCCAGGACGGGUUCCUGCGGGUGUUCAACUUCGAUGCGGUGGAGCUCCACGGGACCAUGAAGAGCUACUUCGGCGGGCUGCUGUGCGCGUGCUGGAGCCCGGACGGCCGCUACAUCGUGGCGGGAGGUGAGGACGACCUGGUGACGGUCUGGUCCUUCUCGGACUGCCGGGUCAUAGCGCGGGGCCACGGGCACAAGUCGUGGGUGAGCGUGGUGGCCUUCGACCACUACACCACCAGCGUGGAGGAGAGUGAGCCCACCGAGUUCAGCGGCAGUGACGAGGACUUCCAGGACCAAAUCCACUUCGGGCGCGACCGGGCCAACAGCACGCAGUCGCGGCUCUCCAAGAGGAACUCCACGGACAGCCGGCCGGUCAGCGUCACGUACCGCUUCGGCUCGGUGGGCCAGGACACGCAGCUCUGCCUGUGGGACCUGACGGAGGACAUCCUGUUCCCCCACCUCCCGCUCUCCCGCACCCGGACGCACACCAACGUCAUGAACGCCACCACCACCACCACCACCACCUCCACCACCACCAACCCUCCCGCGGGCAACAACCCCGGUGCCAAUGGCAACCCCGCCGGCACCGGCACGGGCGUGGCCCCCGGCAACUCCCUCCCCGCGCCGCUUCCCCGCUCCAACAGCCUCCCGCACUCCGCCCCGGCGGUCACCGCCAACAGCAAGGCCAGCGUGGCGGACGGCGCCGUGGCAACGGGCGUCAGCAAGUUCGCCACGCUCUCCCUGCACGACCGCAAGGAGCGGCACCACGAGAAGGACCACAAGCGCAACCACAGCAUGGGCCACAUCAGCAGCAAGAGCAGCGACAAGCUCAACCUGCUGGCCAAAACCAAAACGGACCCCGCUAAGACCCUGGGGACGCUGCUGUGUCCCCGCAUGGAGGACGUGCCCUUGCUGGAGCCACUCAUUUGUAAAAAGAUUGCGCACGAGAGACUCACUGUGUUGAUCUUUCUGGAGGACUGCAUAGUCACAGCCUGCCAGGAGGGCUUUAUUUGCACAUGGGCGAGGCCUGGCAAAGUGGGUUUGCUGUCAUCCCAAAACCAAGCCAACUCUCCCAGCGGGACUGUAGUAUAGCCACCGUAUUUCUGCUGCUAAGCAAACCCACAGUCACAGAGACACAGUGACGUCGCCAGAGCCUGGCUCUGCUCCGCACCUGCACCGCAUCGCAACGAUUUUUCUUUUCUUUCUUUUGCAUUCUGUUGUUCUAACCCCCCCCCCUUCCCCCCCCCCCCCCGACACACACACACACACACACACACACACACGCACGCACACACAAACGCCUCCCUACGUGUGUAGAAAGCGGCAGAUGCAAGACAAAUGGGUGAGGUGCAAUUGUGAAUGACUGUUGGGUGGGUUUCAGGGUGGGUGUGUUGCAGGGGGGUGGCAGAUGAUGGUUAGGAUUUUGUAAUUGUUUUUUCACCCUUCCAUUCUCAGACACUCCCAUAUGUGCCCACCCCCCCCCCCCCACCCCCAAAGAAAAAAAAAAAACUUUGGUCUGAGUGAGUCGUCAACAAACCAAUCCAAGCCCAGCAGUUCCCCCAUCCGCAUUCGCCAUCUCAGAAGGUGGCAUGAGCCAGUCAGGCCACAGUACUAAAGAGAGCCAGAAAACAAACAUUCUGCUUUCAUAGAAAAAAAAAAAAAACUUUUCUCGGUUGAACCUUUUUUUAAUUUAAAUUAGAAUAUCACAGUUGGGUAUUUUGCACUGAUUUUUUUUUCUUUUUUCUUGUUUCUUUUUGUUAUUGCUGUUUGUUUUGUUUUAUAAUUGAGAUGGAACAACUUGGGUUACAGCAAGUCGCGUGUGGCUUGGAAUUCUGAAUCUGAGAGCUGGAUGCUGCAAUCAUGGUUUUAUAAAGAAAAAGAGAAAAUUGUUUGCACUUAAUAGUUUGUUAGAACAGAAUGGCUUUACAAUUUUUUGGGUGAGCGAAGACUCCAAACAGCUAUAAGGUGGAUAAAAUAUUAAAGAAUUAAAACCUUUGUAUCUAUUGGACAUUUAUUUUAAUAUUGUUUCAGAUUAAAAUUGGCUCUGUAUAUUAUGUAUAAAUAUUGUAAUUCAAGUGAUUGAUGGGGCAAAAAUGAUCAUUACACUAGUGGAAGUUCAUCUUCAUUAAAGAAAAAAUAGUGAUAUUUCUAAUGCAGACAAAUAUAUACAUAUUAAUAAUAUUAAAACGAAUCUUGAAUAUGCAGGUUUUUGUUUUUUCUUUUCUGUUGUAUAAAAGAGAUCAUUGAAAUGUAUUUUCUUAAAUGUUGGUAUAGGAGACAUCUUUGUAUCAAACGCUCUUAUCUCCAAGAUGAAGCUAAAACGCUUACUUAUUGUUACAGAUUCAUUAAAUGUACAGAAGGCUGGCACAGAGCAACAGUUGAACUCAGCAUAUAUUUGAAGCUCAGGAAGUCUAUGGCAGACUACAAAAAACAAAGGAAAAAAUAUGAAACAAAAAAAUUAUUAAAAAUUUGCUUAACAUCAGCAAUGCUAUUCUAUGUAACGUUAAGUAGCAGCCGCAAGGAACAACUAGGUUCAAGGUCCCACAAUGGGACCUUUUUCCAUAUGACACUAUUAAAAACAGUUUUCAUGUA